GUGAGAAUUCCAUGUUCCGAAUGAUUGCAAACAUUCUUAACCCAACAAAUGCUGUAGACAUUAAAAAUUCCCAAUUACCUGCCAUUAAAACGUGAUAAUUUUGUGCAAUAAUGGCUGAGGAUGACGAUGUAGACGUGCUUGGUGACUAUAGUUUUGAUUUGCUCAACAAAAACGAUUCUUUUGACGGAACGCCACUAGUUAGUCAAAAUUCCGACCUCUUAAACUGUGACUACACAAUACAUCCGCAAUGGUUACUGGACAAACCAAGCACAAAUCCAGCACUAUGGUAUGACACAAGUGAUCUAGAUGCUUCUGAUUAUGAUGCCCAAGCAGAACCUACUAUUUUGUCACAGCAGAAUUCAAUUACUGAUGAAAGUGGUUGGACAGAAAAGGAGAAGGAUCUUUUGAACAGAGGAAUUGAGAUAUUUGGCAAGUCAAGUUUGAAUUUAUCACAAUUUAUUGGUUCAAGAACUCCGGCAGAGGUGAAAUAUUUCCUUAAGAAUUUUUAUUCCGAUGUGCAGUUAUCAUACACUUCUGUUAAUGAAGAUAUUUUGUUUGAUAAUUGUGUGGAGGAAACAGUGGUGACAUCUGCGAAUGUUUUACAAGAAUAUGAGAUUCCUGCUAGUAUUGAAGAGGUGAUAGAUGCGGUUUCAACAGCGGACACUACCACAGUACAGAGAAAAAGGACGAAUUCAACGAAGAAAUUAAACGGUGGUGGUUCACAUAUAAGUUAUGAUAAGGUUCCAUGUGGACAAAGUUUAUUAAGGUCUAAUUAUCAGAAAUCUAGACAGGAUUCAAUUUUAAAGGGAAAUAGCAGUCCAAGAAUGAAGCAAAGAAGUCCAAAAGUUAAAUUUAAAACAAAGUUGAAAGUUCUCACGAAAAAUGUGAGAAGACCCAGUGUGAAAUCACCAAUAGCCAGAAAAAUCGAAAAAUCUCCAAUCAAACAUCGCAGAAAACAAUCUGAAAGUGAUUCAAGUCAAAAAUCACAAGAGAGUGAUGGUUUAGAAGUAAAGAAAGACUUGAGGAUUGUCACAGGUAAUGGACCAGGUGUCCCCGUUUGUGAUGGUGAAGUAGUCGUGAAAAUUAUAAAGGAAAACGACACAGAAAGUGAUACAGAUGUGGAUAUUGAUGUUGAAGACGGUGAUGAUUUUAUUAAAACAAAGGAUAACUCAACAAUACCUCAAAUAAAAACUGAUAAAGUAGAAGAGAAGCAUGAAGUUGAUCAUCCACCAGAUACACAAAAAGAUUUAAAAACUUCAAAUGUCAAAAAAAAUAAUUUAUCUAACCUCAAUAAAAGUCUACCUAAACGCGGGCCACAAUUUGAAGAACUGCCGGAAUCUGUUAUAAAAGACCUUCUGUCAAUGGAAGAACCUACAGCAGAAGUAUCAAUAUCUCGGGAAGAAAUAAGCGAUGUAGAGAAAUAUCUAUUCUACGAAUUCUUCGAAGGUCGACCGACGAAAACACCAGAAAGAUAUUUACACAUUCGUAACCAUAUUUUAGAAACGUGGAAGAAAACAAAACCAAAGUACGUGCGCAAGACCACAAUACGCAAUGGUUUGAAACAAGCAGGCGAUGUUAAUUUAGUUGGUCGUAUACAUUCGUACCUGGAACAAAUCGCCGCCAUUAACUUCCAGUGUGAAGAGACUAACUAUUGUCGCCCUCUGUUGGAGCUUGCAGCAGUAUCGGUGUCAGCAUCAAAAGAUAAAGCAGUCGUAAUAAAAAGUGAAAUAUUACCGCGACAAAGGACAAAAAAGAAAUACAUUAACGAUGGUGAAGGUGGUUAUACAUUAACUCACGAUGAAAAAGGUGAAAUCAUUAAUACUACAGUCGUUAACGAAGAACCAGCAGUAAAACAACGUAGUUAUCUGAAGAAACCAUCAAUACGAUUGGUUUACUGCCGGCCAUUUACUGAUGAAUAUCCACAAAAAUACUCAAUAAGUUUGGACAUUAGCACCUUAAUCCUAAUGGACCUCCAUGCACACAUGCACCUCACUGAAGUGAUGGGUCUCAUUGGCGGUUACUGGUCGUCUGCUGCCAAACUCGUUAUAAAGCGAUACAUUCCCUGCAGGAACAUUGCAUCAUCCCAGACACACUGCGAUAUGUGCCCGAUAUCGCAAGCAAAAGCAGCGGAAACCUUGCAUGAUGAAAAUUUAGACAUCCUCGGCUGGUAUCACUCGCAUCCUACAUUCGCACCUGAACCCUCCCAGCAGGAUAUCGAAACGCAGUUGAGUGUGCAACAAUGGAUCGGUAAUCGUGUGCCUUGCAUUGGUUUCAUACUCUCGCCGUUCAGUUUGCAUGGCGCGUUGAUCGCGUCGCCAUAUCGCUGCAUGAUUGUCAAUCGAAUGCGUUCCAUUAAACAAGAUGGCGAUUGUCAUAAGGAAGACGUGGAUGAAGAGCAACAGUUGGUGCCUUAUAAAUUUAAAGUUGAUUUGAUUGUGGAGAGAUUAAACGUGGGCCAAUUGAUUGAAAGAGCGAAACAGGUUUUUAGAGAUGAUCGAGACAAUAUAGAGAAAGAAACUAAGAGCCGCGUGGAUUUUGGUAAGGUAUACUUCCAGGAUAACACCAUCACCUACUUAGAUAAAUAUAUUUAUAGUGUAAAAAUGCACUUGGCAAAGUGUUCGGGCAUCAAUAAAAUGACCUGCGACGCCAUCAUCAAUGGUCUAACAAGGAUAUGCAUGCAUUACUCAACUGUGAAUAAGUAAUUUAAUUUAUUAAAAAUAAAUUUAUAUGCUGUUUAA
Messenger RNA from Dalotia coriaria, 2738 nucleotides. RefSeq names its product histone H2A deubiquitinase MYSM1-like. Gene Ontology annotation, molecular function: protein binding; metallopeptidase activity. The record is from RefSeq and is a predicted model, not a curated record. NCBI's taxonomy places the organism in Eukaryota, Metazoa, Arthropoda, Insecta, Coleoptera, Staphylinidae.